Cottoperca gobio is the source of this 5342-nucleotide messenger RNA. It is a transcript of the gene mbd1b, whose product is annotated as methyl-CpG binding domain protein 1b. Gene Ontology annotation, biological process: DNA methylation-dependent constitutive heterochromatin formation; negative regulation of transcription by RNA polymerase II. The coding region runs from base 400 to 2928 and encodes 842 amino acids. Gene Ontology annotation, cellular component: nucleus. Gene Ontology annotation, molecular function: methyl-CpG binding; zinc ion binding. The transcript has 17 exons. Lineage: Eukaryota; Metazoa; Chordata; Actinopteri; Perciformes; Bovichtidae. The record is from RefSeq and is a predicted model, not a curated record.
UGAUAGACCUCUCUGUAGGCGGGGUCAGAUCUACCAGAACAUCCAUGGGCCAUACAGGUUUGCAUCUUUGGUGUCGAAGCCUUCUUUGGUCCAUCAACCGCUUCCGCUAGCUCUGGAUACAUGGAAGCUAACUACGUUAGCUCUACGUCGUAAAGUGGUGCCUGGAGUCUCAGGCAUCUUGGGAAUAUUACCCUAAAGGAGCUGUCAUGAAAAACUGAGAAGCUGUCAACCAUCCUUACGGUGCCUGUCCAAACCCUAGUGGCGAAGGUCAUGAGGCUACAUUCACGGACAAUGUGAAAAUACACCUCUUUAAAUGGGAUGCCAGAUCGACUGUAGAGGAUAUCUUUAUUUGUCUACAGGAAUACAAUUUUGACCGUUGUAGCCUGAACGGGUGCAACAAUGAACGAGGAACCAGUUGAGACCCUGGUCCCUGGCACAGAGCCAGUGAAAAAAGAUGUGGGACAAAGCACAGAGAGGAUCAGCAGCGAAGCAGAAAACACCCCCAAGGCAGCACCAGCACAAGAGGCUCUGGCACCCUUAGACAGUCUCAAAACAACAGAGGAAAAGCCUAGCUCAGAUCCUGUAAAGGAAACUCCAGGAGAAGCAAAGGAGGAUGCUAAGGCCACUGUUGGGGAGCCUCCUGUUGACUGGUUUGAGCCGCUUGAGGAUGAUGAUUAUGAAGAUGGGGAAAGCCUAGCAGGAGAAAGUGAAAGGAGUGUGAGCGUGGCGGGCAGCGAGAAGAUCCGGCAAAAGGUUUAUCAGUUUCAGCUUCCCCGUCGUAAGCGAUCGCAUCCUGAUGAAGGAUGGGAUGACUGGCCGUUACUUGGAGAGGGUUGGAAACGCAAAGAAGUUGUUCGCCGCUCAGGUUCUAGCAUUGGACAGAAAGAUGUGUAUUACCUGAGUCCGCGGGGUGAUCGCGUGAGAAGCCGAGUAGAGCUGACUUCAGUGCUUGAGGGACAUCUUGACUUGUCAACCUUUGAUUACAAGUCAGGAAAGUUCUACGAAGGCGUAGCCCCACCUACAAGGGUUCGCAACCGAGUGAAGAGAAAGAUUCGCGAGCGUUCUUCCUCAGAAUCCAGCUUGAUGGAGAGAGGAGAGGGGGCCGACACUCCAGACUCCCACCACAGGCUCACCCCCAUUCUGGCACCCAAAACCGUCCAAUCCCAAGAGACAACUUUCUCCUUGCACAGUACAAUAAGAACUCCAACCCAAGGCUCUCACUUUGAGGAUCCACCAGCGGAAGAUAAAAUUAAACUUCCCCUUCCCUCAUCAUCCAGAGCACUCCCGCUCAGGAUGAUUGGGUCAGAGGACAACACACUGGUCUGUUCCAGAUGUGGAAUUUCCUUCACAGGCACAUGGUAUGACAAACAAAGGAAGAGGCCCUGCUGUCCUACCUGUUGGGCGGCCUCAAAGACAAAAGAACACCCGAUGGUUCGCUUCAGAAAGUGGAUUCCUUGUGGACAGUGUGUGGGAUGCCACAACACAGUGAACUGUGGGCAGUGUGCCAACUGCAAGCAUGGACUGCAAAGCCCAGAGUCCAGGAAACGCUUAUGCCGGAAACGCAAAUGUAUAUGUCCUAUUCGCAAGGGCCCUGGAAGUGGAGGCUUCCUGCCACAAAGGCCUUAUACUGACAUUCCUGAGACGUUUGAUGACUGCAUGAGUUUCCAGAGUGAAGUUACAGACUCACAGCACCCGAGUCUGAAGAGCAGCGACACAGAGAACUUCUCAGUCAAUGUGGACGUUGAUGAUGACGAUGACAUGUCCACUGACGAUGACGAUGAUUGGCAUAAGAAGCGGAAGCGGCGGUCCUGUGGGGAAUGUAAAGCCUGUCUCUGCAGGAAAGACUGCGGCACAUGCGACUUCUGUGUAGACAAACCCAAGUUUGGAGGCAGCAACAAGAAGAGGCAGAAGUGUCGACUACGUCAGUGUCGGAGACAGGCAAUGAGACACUUGCUGCCUUUCCAGAUGGGACAAAGUGACUUUGGGCCAGAAAGUUCAAUGAUGCCGGGCAGGCCUCGACCUCACUACACAUACAGUCGAAAGUCAGGUUUAAAGAAAAACAAAGGACCACAUCCUGGCAUGGACUUCACAGACAAUGAAGAUGAUGACAGUAACUUACAAGCAAUAAACUGGAACCUUGAUCCUGCCAGUGGUAAUAUGAGGUCAUAUGAACUGAAUAUGAGCAACCACCAAACAUCUAUGCAGUUGAAUCAUUUGGAUUUCGGGCAGCUGAACGGUCUUCCUGACAGAGUUCCUCACAUCAGCAACCACAACAGUUCAGAACUAGACCAGCCAAGCAGAUGGGAUGCAGAGAAAUCAUACGCUGGCAGACAUGGUCAAAAGCAUGUUGAAGAAGACGAAGAAGAUGAUGACGAGGAUGAAGAGGAAGAGGAGGAAGAGGAAGAAGAAGAAGAAGAAGAAGAGGAGGAGGAGGAGGAGGAGGAGUUGCCAUUGAUCACACAGAUCUUCAGUUUUGCUGAAAUUCAAUCUGGGGGUGGUGCGGACAUAGAGAACCAGCUAAUGAAACUGCUCCACUCUUUGCGCUCCUCUGCAAUGCCAAUCCUAUGGUACGCCAUCAUGGUCGAGGGCCCGCAGCUGCAGCUCAUCCAGUGCUCUAAACAGUCCAACCUGACCGACGCCAUGGUGCUGAUCGACCCGGGCUUCUGCUAUCAGGUCACCGUCCAAAAGCAGCCGCUGCUCCCCACCCACCCGCUGUACGACAAGUACCCAGCACGCUUAACCUCUGUGACCGAAGUGGUCAAUCUGCUCUUGGGCCUGGAGGACUACAUUGUGUGCCAGGGACUUCCCCCCAAAGAGUCAUUAUCUAAGACGGACCCAAUCAUACUGGAGCGGGCAUCGACGUGUGAUUUCUUGGUUAAGAGGAAGGUGAGCAUCUGUACUAACUGCAGAGCGCUGCAAGGACUUUAACUUGAGCAGAGACAGAAGAUCUGUGACAUGCCUCUGGUGCAACGUUGUGCUAUUUCCUUCUUUUUAUUUCUGUGGUAAUAUUUAUGUCAUUUUUACAGAUUUACCUCCAGACUAAUAUUAUGAGUUCUUUUUAUUUAUUUUUUUGAAGAAUCACCAAAGGCUUUCCAGGAGCUGUGACGUUAUAAUCCAGACACCUUUCUUCUCAGAUCUUCUGUCCUGUUGUUGUAGGGCUUUUGCUUCUUGGCUGUUAUGUCAGAUUUUGAAAUUCAUUAGCCGGACGUGUGGUUAGUGUGCUGUCGGUUGAUUCACGCUCUUACUUGAGGAAUCAAUAACCCCCCUCCCACACCAUAAUUACACUUUUGAGUUUUUGUUUAACUCCAAAUCUUUUCUUUCUCAGCAAACAUGAAGCUACAAUUCUUAUCAGUCGUUUCACCAGCAACGUGUCAACAGCAUUGAUCAUGUCUACCGAUCUUAGCUCUAUCUAAUGGAGGUAACCUGAAGUCUUUUGGACAUAACAAGUUCUGUUUCAUCUUGUCCCCCCCCCUUUAUUUUUAUAGUGAAUUAUAUUGUGACCACUACAUCAGUUGCUUUGCUGAUUUUUGCUUUACUUUGUUAUAUUCACCCAGUUCAUUUAGCAACACUCGGCGAUUCAUCAAAAGUUGAGGUUUUGUCACAAACUUGAUAUUUAACCCUCUAAAUUAUUGUGUUUACCAACAUAUGCCGUUAAAGGAAUUGAAAAAAGAUGACUGUGAAAUGUGGAGUUUAUACUCAAAUCUGAUUUUAUAAAACAGAUUAAGUUGUUUCACCUUUCUCACUUUUACUGUUUUAAUUCAAUCUCAUUGGAUGUUAAAAGAAGAUAAAUAAAUCUCUACAAAUCAACCAAAAUGAUACCAAUAUAAAACACAGUGAGAGCCUAAACAUUCAAAUACUCUACUUGAACCUAAAUAAUUUGUUUUAAAAGUACCACAGUUUGUAGAAUACAACAAUACAUUUAUAAUGAAAUCACAGAGAAGGAUACUAGAAUAUAUUCAGGACAGCGAAUAUCCCAUGGAGCAUAAAGGUCAGUCAUGAUGACCUGCACGGCUCCAGUUGGGAGACGGCGCUCAGACAACAACUGUUGUUUUAACAGUUGCAGCUUUGUCGGAGAGGCAAAGAGAAAGUCAUUAAGAAAAAAACCUCGAUAACAUCUGAGGUAAUGAUUGCCAGAAGACUAAAUUAGUCCAAGAUGAUGAAUUUAUAAACGGCAUAUUUAUUGUCCUGGAGUCCAGACGUCAGAUCUCUCACAAUUACUGCAGGACUGAGAAGAGGAGGAAACAGGGCGAGCUUUGCAAAGAAGAAUAAAAUACCUCUACUUACUAUUGACUCAACAGUUAAUACUUCAGCCAUCAUUCAGUUUGUGUGAUAUAUUUUUAAUAAUUUAAAGCAUUUCGAUAUCAAAGAGUCUUUUUCAGAUUGUUGCUGUCAAAAGCUUAAUUACUUGAAUUCUGGCACUGUUUUAAAAAUGACAUAAAAAACAGAUGAGAUACUUUUUUCAGAGCUAUGCAGUAAAACUAUUCUGUUGUGACCAUAAAACUAAUAAACAUUUCACAAUUAACAAAUGUGUUUAAAAUUAUUAUUUAGAUGUAUCUGUAACACUGCUUAGUAAAUACUCCCCCAGACUAUAUAUUUUUUAUUUUUUUUAGCAGAAACCCAGGACAGAGAUCAGAAUCUUUUCCACAUUCGUCAUCAUUUUUGGGCUGCGGCAGAUGCUUUUGCACUUAAUAAGACAUCGACUGGUCAGAGUACGUACCCUUCCUUUAGUAUAUUCUUUGUAGAAUGUAUAUCCAAAUUGAUGUAUCCUCAAAGGAAACGGGUGGUGCAAUCAAAACACAUCUAACAGAUGGCGACGUUAUGUAUUUAUGAGGGUGAUAGUGUGUUCAACCUCUUUAAAACAUGUCCUUCCAUUUGUGUUCUUGACUCGUGUGUUAUCAGUAUGUAAUAUUGUAUUUUAAACCUUUUUAAUUGAUUUUUGUGUAAAUUGCAUAGUAAAUCCAUUUUCCUCCCAUCACCCUCUUCAUUAGGAUGUUUAUGGAGCGACUCGGUGACUUUAUCAAUGUGAAAGUUUAUGCAUUCUUAACAUAUAUCAGAUUUAUUUUUGUUAUUGGUUUCCUCAAGUAAUUGUGCAGAUUUUGAAAUGUUUGAUAUUUCUUUGAAAGGCUAUUGUUAGACUAUGAAUUAAAACCUAUUUAGAGAAUCGAAACAUGAUUUCCUGUCUUUGUCUUUCUAAAGGCAGCGUGCAAAUAAACUUCUCUUGCUGACUUUGUUUUUAUAAUAUUUAUCAAAUAUAUCUGAUUGACAUCUCACACCUGAAACACAGUGGAAACCCAAAGUUUAUAUACAUAUGACCACAUCUGCUAUUUCAUGUGCUAUUUAAU